AUGCCACGCUUUCGAAGUUUCUCGCUUAAUAACUCUCCGUCAACACCACCAGCAUCUUCAACAUCACCCGCAGCAGCAUCUUCUGGUCCAUCGUCACCAGCUCUUCUUAGUCGUGGUUUCAGAAGCAUAAGACGAGCUCGACGACGUUCUCUUUCUGUACCCUCUUCACCAGCAUCACAACAACAACAAGACCAACAACAGCAACAACAGCAUGAUUGUCCACCUCCUCCUCCUUCGCAACUACAAACACAACCCAAUGCCAUAAUGUCUUCUGCCAACUCGUCUUCUAAUUCCCUCCCAGCUUCCGAUCCUCCCAAUCGCACUCAGAGUCGUGGCAGCAACAACGGUAGCAAUGGGACAAACAUUCGUAUGGUGCCCAACUUGGGGAUUGGCAGUCGUUGCUUUGUCUUUGAUAUCAUUGAACGUACGAUUCCACCUGGUGUCGUUUUCAAAAUUGGCCGAUACAGCGAUCGAAACAUUGCCGAUGAUCGACUUUCGUUCAAGAGCAAAGUUGUAAGCCGUAACCAUGCUGAACUUUGGACUGAAGAAGAUAACAAGGUCUAUCUAAGGGAUGUGGGUUCUUCAAGUGGUACAUUCGUGAAUAGAGCCCGACUCUCGCCUGCUGGUGUGCCCAGUGCUCCUCAGGAAAUCAAGGAUGGUGAUUUGGUUCAAUUGGGUGUGGAUUAUCAAGGUGGUAUUGAGACCAUGUUUCGUGCUGUGCGUAUGCGCGUGGAACUGAAUCGUGAACCACCCACCGUAUCUCAGCCGUUCAGUCGUGCCGCAUUCCAACAAUUGCGACAACAUUUAAUAACAACCGUUGGCCCAACACCACAAGAGCAGCAGCAACCAUCACGUGAUGAAGACGCAAAGGAUUUGAGACAAGGGAUUGAGAAUACGGCAACAGCUACAACGGGACAAGGAUCACCUCUUGCACCAGCAGCACCACCAACGGGGGAUCAAAUCCAAGAAUGCUGUAUAUGUCUCUAUGCCAUUGCUCCUUUGCAAGCAUUGUUUAUUUCACCCUGCUCCCACAUUUUCCAUUUCAAGUGCUUACGACCACUUUUAUUUCAAAACUAUCCUGGUUUCUCAUGUCCUAUAUGCCGCAGCUAUUCUGAUCUUGAAGCAAGUGUCGCCAUCGAAGUACGAGAUUUGGUGGAGAUUAUGGGUGAAAAUCAAGACAAGGAGAAACAUGACCAUGACCAAGGUGAUCAUACCGAUGAUGAUGAUGACGAUGUUCAUCCAAGUGAUAUUGGUGGUGAAGAACUUCAUCCAACGACGACCAAUGUUGAGCCUGAACCAUCACACGAAGAAGAAGAAGAAGACAACAACAACCAUCAUCACCAUCAUGGUGUUCCCGUUCCAUCAUCCACCACCACCACUACGGAUCAUACCACUGCUACCAAUAACAACAACAACAACAACAACAACAACUCAACCAGAUCAACGGCGGCACAUGUGCUGAGUAGUGCUGCUCGUGGGGCUGCAGAAUUAUCAUCGACAUUGGUAGCAACACCUCCCAAUCUUGAUGCCGUCAUGUCAGCAGGAACAUCACCAUUAUAA
Lichtheimia ornata is the source of this 1560-nucleotide messenger RNA. RefSeq lists its product as uncharacterized. The coding region runs from base 1 to 1560 and encodes 519 amino acids. Gene Ontology annotation, biological process: negative regulation of septation initiation signaling; ubiquitin-dependent protein catabolic process; mitotic spindle assembly checkpoint signaling. NCBI's taxonomy places the organism in Eukaryota, Fungi, Mucoromycota, Mucoromycetes, Mucorales, Lichtheimiaceae. Gene Ontology annotation, cellular component: mitotic spindle pole body; ubiquitin ligase complex; cytosol. The record is from RefSeq and is a predicted model, not a curated record. The transcript is spliced from 2 exons. Gene Ontology annotation, molecular function: ubiquitin protein ligase activity; protein binding.